GUCGACACAAGUUUCAACUCCGUCGUCUAAAAGUGGAGCCAGACAAUGAGGACUAAACGAAGCCAGCGUAAACCAAUCAUAUUUGGCAACUGUAAAGAAGUUUUGCAGACGGUUGUAAUGAUUUAUUUUGCUGCAAACCUCGUUUUCGGAGAAGAAGAAGAGUCUGAAUUUUGUAAAAGAGGAUGGUCUGAAUUUGUUCAAGACAGAAAGCAAUGGGAAAGAGAAUGCUUAAAUGACAUUGAUAUCAAAAUAUCACAGUGUUGUAACGAGACAUAUCACAAUCUUGAUGAUAGAUUUAAUGACUACAUAAAGUUGUGUCCCAUUGUGGAGGGAAAAUGCACAUGUCAUUUUAAAGAGCAAGGAAUAGACCGUUUUACUUACAGUAGCUUGUCAGAUCCAGUAUCUUGGACGAAGCCAAAUAUUUCAUGUUGGCACAAGUUUCAACUCCGUCGUCUAAAAGUGGAGCCAGACGUAAGAUCACCGCACAGUUUUCCUGUCGGUUUUAAUAAAAUCAAGAAUAUAUUUCAACUGUAUGGAGGGCGGGAGAAAUCCUGUGUUAUUAUUGUUUAUGUUCGCUCCUGUAAGGGCAAAGGCGAAGGCAAGUAUUAUGCCUAUAAAGAAUUUUCAACUCUUUCCUACUAA
Dendronephthya gigantea is the source of this 642-nucleotide messenger RNA. RefSeq lists its product as uncharacterized. The coding region runs from base 46 to 642 and encodes 198 amino acids. Lineage: Eukaryota; Metazoa; Cnidaria; Anthozoa; Malacalcyonacea; Nephtheidae. The transcript has 3 exons. The record is from RefSeq and is a predicted model, not a curated record.